AUGACGACGUGUCGAAUUAUCCAAGUUGCAGCGGCUGCCCCGGACGAGAGAUACAUGACGACGUGUCGAAUUAUCCAAGUUGCAGCGGCUGCCCCGGACGAGAGAUACAUGACAACGAAUCGAAGUAUCCACGCUGCGGCGACGGCCCCGUACGAGAGAUACAUGACGACGAAUCGAAGUAUUCACGCUGCGGCUGCGGCCCCGUACGAGAGAUAUAUGACGACGAAUCGAAGUAUUCACGCUGCGGCUGCGGCCCCGUACGAGAGAUAUAUGACGACGAAUCGAUGUAUCCACGCUGCGGCGGCGCACCCUAAACAUGUCGCUUUCGUUUUCCAGGGGACAACGCAAAUGUGCUCGAUUGUUCGAAGAUCGAACUUAACACCUUACGUGAAAAUGGGUCGCGCGACCACAUUUUUUUUAGCUCAGUGGCAAAACAAGCUCACAAUUUCAUCCGGGGUGCGGGUUCGAGCCCCGAAGAUGCCUAAGUUUUUUUCCUUUUUUUUUUGGAAUUCUUGUUUCUUAUUGCUUUUUAAACUUCUGGUUUGCAGGACGGUGUGCGAGUUCUGCAAUCGCACUGAUUCCAUCAGUUUCGUGGUGUGUGCGGCUGCGGCUGCGGUGGUGGCCGCGUGA
Molecule: messenger RNA, 630 nt
Organism: Trypanosoma cruzi
Lineage: Eukaryota; Euglenozoa; Kinetoplastea; Trypanosomatida; Trypanosomatidae
Exons: 1
Coding region: 1-630 (209 amino acids)
Source: RefSeq, a predicted model, not a curated record